Molecule: messenger RNA, 853 nt
Organism: Drosophila bipectinata
Lineage: Eukaryota; Metazoa; Arthropoda; Insecta; Diptera; Drosophilidae
Product: COMM domain-containing protein 3
Biological process (GO): sodium ion transport
Source: RefSeq, a predicted model, not a curated record
GAGCUGUUAAGCCAUAAAAGAGUGCUGUUGAACGCAUUGCUCACUUGUUUUGUUUACAAUUUUGAUAAUAAAAAUAUUUAUAAAAGACAUCAGCUAAUCCUGUAAUUGAUUCGGCGAAAGCCUACUAUAUCUUGCUCACCGCCUGAUGGCCGACACUGCGGUUAAGCUGGCAAGUCUGGAGAUGGACGAGGGUGUCAGUCUCCUGUCUGAUACUGUGGUGGCGGGCCUUAAAAAUCUUGGAACCAUUAUCUCGCCAGUUCUUACCAAGACACUGAUCGCCAAUUCCAUGAAACUGACGCUUCAUCCAGAUGCAACCAUAGCGCCAGUUCCGGAGAUUUAUGCUACAAACGCCGCCUGUGCAAAGCAAAGCGAAUAUGCGGUAGUCACCCUAUACGCCGUGGCGACCAAGCAUGGCUGGGAUGGCCUUGCGCUGCGCCAGCAACUGGAGAACCUCUCGAUCCACACGACGGCAGUCGACGAGCUAGCCCGCGUCUACGAGGACAACCGCAAGGACCUGAUUCUCCGGCAGCUGCAGUUGGGCCACAACUUCCCUCACAUUACGGACGUUCAGUGGCGCAUUGUGUCCGACGUGAAAUCCUCCACCUCAGAUAGCAGCACGGGGGUGGCCAACUUCUUCAUCAACCUGGGCCACUUUCGGCAGAGCAGUGGUGAGCGGAUCACUGUGGUGGAGUUUGUUUGCAACGCGGAAGAAUUGCAAUCACUGAUUAAUCGGCUCAAGGAGAUCGAAAGGCACUGUGCCCAGAUGGCGGUGGCCUAGGCAUUUAUAUUUUUAAUCUAUACAGGUUUUAUAUCCUACGUGACGACCUAGGAUCAAUAAAAUCGCAAAUCAAAA